GCGCGGAGCCAAUGGGGUGGCGGCGCGGCGCGGCGGCGCGGGCGUCAUGCUGCUGUCGCCGGGGCUGCGGGAGCGCGUCUCGGCCGUGCACGGCGGCGCGGCCCUGUCCGAGCGCCUGCGCCUCUACGACGGCUGGGCCGCCCGCUACGAGCAGGAUGUGGCCGCGCUGGAGUACCGGGCGCCGCACCUGGCCGCCGCCUCGCUCGCCUUCGCCUUCCCCGCGCCGCCCGCCGAGGCGCUGGUCCUCGACGUGGCCUGCGGCACCGGCCUCGUAGCCCAGGAGCUGCAGGGCCGGGGCUUCCGCCAGCUGCACGGCGUGGACGGCAGCGCGGCCAUGCUGGAGCGGGCGCGGGGCACCGGCCUCUACCAGGAGCUGCGGCGCUGCGUCCUGGGCCCGGAGCCGCUGCCCGGGCCCGCAGACCGCUACGACGCCGUGAUGGUGGUGGGAGCGCUCGGCGAGGGACAGGUGCCCUGCUCCGCGGUGCCGGAGCUGCUCCGCGUCGCCAAGCCAGGAGGCUUUUUGUGCCUGACGACGAGGAGCAGUGUUUCGAACCUGCCUUACAAGGCUGAGCUGCAGCGAGUGCUGGACAGCCUGGAGCAGCAAGGUGCCUGGGAGAAGGUCUUGGCCCAGGAAGUAGACCAGUGGGAGAGGGCCACGUCCAAGGAGGAGAGCACCCAGGGCACAGACUACAUCUCCGGGGUGAUCUAUGUUUAUCAGAAGUGCCCAGUCCCGCCUGUUGAGGAGGGUUAAGGGCCCAAAAUGGCUCAGGGAAGGGAGGUUGAGUAUUUGGCCCUUGUAAAUUCUCACCCUGUUUUGUGUGCCUUCCACCCUGCUAAGCCAAGCAACCCCGUCCCAGAGCAGGGCCUCAGCUGUGGGGGUGACGAUAUUUCUGGGGAGCUGUCAGAGCCAUGAGCUAGAGCAGCAGCCUCCUGUAUUCAGCACCUCCUUAUGUCACCUGCUUGUCUGAGCUCUCUGCUCUUGGAGGCUCAUCGCCUUCCUCCCCCAGCUUGCAAGUGUUCCUUUGCCAGAUCCUCCUCUGCAGCUCAUCUGAACUCUGGCCAGCUCGUGGCCCUGAAGUGGCUCCUGCUUACUCCUGAGGAACUGCUUACUGCCAAAGCUUCCCUCAUUCCCCUUCACUGGCUCCUUUCCUGAGGUCAGAGCCCUGGGGACCUUGCUUCUCAGCUUAGGGAGGCUCUGCAAGUUUCACUAGGGUCUCCUGGACCUUAGCUCUGGCCUUCAGGUACCUUCCCCAGCACAUUUGUUCCCAUCCUUGCUAUGACAUCUUGCAGAUCUGCCUGGCUGGAUAGAGCUGUCUCCUGUCUGGGUUGCCUCCUCCCUAUAUUGUCCACUUCUCAGCCCUCGUAUAUGGCUGUGGUCACACUCUGGAUCCUUCUUCAUUUGGUACCCCAGCUGGGUACCAUUGCUGGUGGGUCCCCAUUGACACAUGCUGCAGUCUUCCUCUUCAUCCUCCCUGGACCCUCAUCUCUACCAAGAACUAAUUCAGUAAUUACAGCGGGUCAUACCCUGAAGAGCAGGAGGCCUUGGAGUCUGAACUAGGAACUGCUAUGCUGGUGUAACGCCCAGCCUAAACCAGCUUUCAAAGUGCCACAUCCGGCCUUUCAUCCCUCAAUAGCUGUUUAAGCUCUCAUUUUCCUACAACUUGGUAGUUAAUGGUCUGUAUGGAAAAUGAGGCUGGAAGAGACUUCAGGAGGUUGGUGGCUGCUCCCUACCCAAGAGCCGGCUCUGCCAGGCCGUGCUCAUCUCCUUGCUUGCCUGGCCUGUUCCCCAAGCCCCUUGUGGUGGUGCUUCCACCCCCUCCUCUUUGAGUGCUUCCUUGGGAAGUUUUGUACUCAAAUCUCUUGCUGGGAUUUCUUGUUUGUUUGUUUUUUAGGCCUGUUACAGCUCGUCCUGUUCCCAUGGACAUGGAGAACAGGUUAUCUCCUUCCUCUUGAGGUCUUCCCCAGUUGCAGAUGAUAGUUGUGUGUCCCUGCAGUUCAGGCUGAGCUGCCCCAUUUCUUUCAGUCAUGUCUAGUGGUUUGUGUUUGCUCUGUGUCUACCCUGAUCCAGCCAAAACUCCUGGGAGCUCAGCCUAGAGAGCCCGCAGGUCUGUCCCUCAAGCUUAGAAAUACCCAAAUGCUUUUGUGGCUGUGCCUGUCCUAGCGAUCAUGUGUCUCCAGCUGAAGCCAGGCCCAUGUCAGAGGCACACUCAGCCUUCCCUGUUCUCCAGGAGUUGCCAUCCACUCGUGGCUGGGCUGGGAUCUGCAUUUAACCCCCAGGUUCUUUCUGCUCGGCUGGUUCCAGUCCUGUCCCUGGGGUUCCCCCAGCACAGUGCUGCACACGGGUGCUGCUGGCACAGCUGUGCCUGCCACCUGCUCGGUGGUGGGGCACGCUGUGGUGGUGGCUGGCAGCCACACCACCCUGCAGGCAGCUGCCUGCCCUGCUCUGCUUUCCCCCACUCCUUUUUCUUCUUAUGCUCUGCUUUCCCCCACUCUUUUUUUUUGUUUGUUUUUUUUCCUUGUCUUAUGUUACCUGCACACCAUUCCCUGGGCAUCAAGUCAGACAGGCAGUGGGGGGUUGUGGUUGUCCUGAUCUCACACUUGACAUGUCAAAUAAAUGCUCUGCCUCUGC
Molecule: messenger RNA, 2629 nt
Organism: Dromaius novaehollandiae (emu)
Lineage: Eukaryota; Metazoa; Chordata; Aves; Casuariiformes; Dromaiidae
Gene: METTL27
Product: methyltransferase like 27
Exons: 5
Coding region: 47-751 (234 amino acids)
Molecular function (GO): methyltransferase activity
Source: RefSeq, a predicted model, not a curated record